Molecule: messenger RNA, 1305 nt
Organism: Ochotona princeps (American pika)
Lineage: Eukaryota; Metazoa; Chordata; Mammalia; Lagomorpha; Ochotonidae
Gene: CPLX1
Product: complexin 1
Exons: 4
Coding region: 153-557 (134 amino acids)
Biological process (GO): regulation of neurotransmitter secretion; neurotransmitter transport; synaptic vesicle exocytosis
Cellular component (GO): SNARE complex; terminal bouton
Molecular function (GO): syntaxin binding
Source: RefSeq, a predicted model, not a curated record
UGACGCGCUCCCCGCCCGCGCCCGCGGUGCCCUUCAGCACCGCAGUUGCCGCCGCCACAUGGACCCGGCCGGUCCGACUGCGCCGCGCUGACGCCGGGAGGAAGAGGACCUGGUUCUGAGCCCCCCGGAGCUGCUGAAGACCCAGAGCCACUAUGGAGUUUGUGAUGAAGCAAGCCCUAGGAGGGGCCACCAAGGACAUGGGAAAGAUGCUGGGAGGCGACGAGGAGAAGGACCCCGAUGCUGCCAAGAAGGAGGAAGAGCGGCAGGAGGCCCUGCGGCAGGCGGAGGAGGAACGAAAGGCCAAGUACGCCAAGAUGGAGGCCGAGCGCGAGGCCAUGCGCCAGGGCAUCCGAGACAAGUACGGCAUCAAGAAGAAGGAAGAGCGGGAGGCCGAGGCGCAGGCGGCCAUGGAGGCCAGUGCGGAAGGCAGCCUGACGCGGCCCAAGAAGGCCAUCCCCCCGGGCUGUGGCGACGAGCCCGAGGAGGAGGACGAGAGCAUCCUGGACACGGUCAUCAAGUACCUGCCCGGGCCGCUGCAGGACAUGUUCAAGAAGUAAGACCCCCUCCGCGCCGUGCGCCGGAGCCCGCAGCCCCGCCCCGUACACACCUCGCGGAGGCCCCGUGCGCGGCCCCGACGCCGAACAAGCCAUAGUCCUAGGCCGCCCUCCCCGCGCCCUCCCCGCACCGCAGCCGCCACCCGCCCGGCGCGCCCAGGGCGCGCACACUCAGGAGCACAGCCAUAGAGAGGCCGGGUCUGGGGCGAGGAGUGGGCGCCGGCCCCUGUGCCUCCGGCCUGCCCGUCGCCUGCCCCUCGGCUCUUCGCAGCCGGCUGGUCUCCUCCAAGGGCGACUAAGCAAUAGGCUUCAUGUCCCGCAGCCCACGCGCGGUGCCAUGGUCCGCCCCAUCCUGUUCCAUCCGCUCCACAACAUGUCCAAUCUCAGGAAGUUGAGUUCUGUGUCCACCGGUUCCUCUUGCUUCUGUCCUCGUCCAACGUGCGUCAGGUGUCCGCGUGUCGCAGGGGCCGGGGCGCGGCCCGGCGCGGACCCUUAACGACCUCACACAGCUCUUUAGAAGCCAUAGCCGCCUGCUGCACCCCGCCCGCGCCCCGCCAGUUCAGCCUGCCCUCCCCGCUCUCUCUGCGCCCUCGCUGGCCCGUGUUUGGGGCGUUCUCCGUGGGAGCCCUGCACCCCGCCAGCUUAGCGCAGCCCGUGGAUGUCGCAUCCGUCCGCCCCACUGCUCUACCCUCUGCAUGUUGGGCCCUCGCGUGGGUCCUUUCCAAUGGGAUCACAGCCAAUAAAGCCCACA